Molecule: messenger RNA, 2221 nt
Organism: Brassica napus (rape)
Lineage: Eukaryota; Viridiplantae; Streptophyta; Magnoliopsida; Brassicales; Brassicaceae
Product: putative B3 domain-containing protein REM4
Exons: 5
Coding region: 662-2221 (519 amino acids)
Molecular function (GO): DNA binding
Source: RefSeq, a predicted model, not a curated record
UCACAGGAAUAUUCUGCAACAGAAAAAAACACAACCAUAAGACUAUCUAUAAUACGUUCAUAGAGACUGAUGAAGAAAGACAAAAGACAGAGAGGUUUCGUACGAGGUGGCUUUGGAAACCGGUAAGAAGAGGCUGGAAGAAAUGUGGGUUCGCCGGAGUUAAGAGUGAUGCCUUCUCCAUUGAAAACUACUUGUUCUUGGAGAUUCACAGCGAGUCUCUGAUGAAGCUCUUGAGUUGAUAUGAGUAGUUUGAUGGAACUCUCCUCUCAGCUUUUCCAUCAAAUUUUAGACGAGUCCCUAUUGGUUACUUUUGUUCUUUUUACGGUAAAAAGUAAUGUACACGUGGACAAAAUCUACAGAGCGCAAUAUUUGCUCCCUUCGACUAAUCAAAUCAGGUUUGCAUGCUGUCAAAGACUAAUCAAAUCAGGACUGAAAGUAACUAAAAACACUGCCGUUUAAUGUUUCCUAAGAGAAACUGCACGGCGUUUUCAGAAAAAUGAUUUAAAAUAUCUUUGUAGUCAAUUAGUAAUUAAUGACAAUAAAUUAGGGACGUUUGAUUCUAAUUCUGUAUAAACGUAAAAAGGAAACUAGUAUAACGUCAAUGACGAAGAAUUUGGAGAAACAACUUUUAUAGAAGGAGUUCCUUAGAGUUUGCUCAACAAUGGUGGAUCCAGUUAUGGUCUCCUCAAACAACAAACCUAUCUUCUUCAUAGAUCUCUCUGGACAAAACUCCAUUCCUACGAUUCCGGAUUCGUUUAUUUCGAAUCACGUGAAGGGUAAAACUCAGUCAACGAAACUGAAACUGACUUCGGAUGUUUCGGACAGAUCAUGGGAAGUUGAGCUGGACGGCCAAAGAUUCGCUCGCGGAUGGAAACAGUUCUCGGUUCACCAUGGUGUCCGAAACGACGACGUUUUGAGUUUCAGGCACGACGGGGACAUGGUCUUCCACGUCACGCCCUUCGGACGUAGCUUCUCUCAUCAGAUACAGUUCAUCUCUUCUACAUCUGAAGAUGAAAAUAAAGACGAUGAACAUAACAUCUUUGAUGAUGAUGUUUAUGAUGAAGAGGAGGAACAUGCCGAUGCUGGAAACGAUGAUGAUGAUGAUGGAGAUUCGACAUCGGAAGAGGAACUAUUUCCUUCGUCCAAGAAGAAAGCAAUAACAGAAACAGAGACUUCACUAGAAGACUCUUACCUUGUUACGCACGUCACAUCUUCAAACCUAGGCCGAAAUCAGAUGGGUAUUUCAAACAAAUUUGCCAGGCCAAAUGGUCUGAAAGACAGACAGUGUGAGAUUGAUCUACUCAACGAAGAAGGCAAAUCUUGGACUCUGGAACUUAGACACAACAAAACAACUGGUCAAUCUUAUAUGUGCAGAGGCUGGACAAGUUUCUGCCAAGGAAAUGGGAUCAAAGCCGGGUCUGCAUGUAGAUUUAAACUUGUUAAAAACGGAACCAAACCGGUGCUACAGUUGUGUCCUAAUACCUCUACCAUUCUUCACAAAAAACGUGACGUUCCUGAAACAGAAGGUGAUGAGAUUGAAUACGAGGAUUGUUUAGAGACGCCUCAGAUGAAUCAGAACAGGACUUUGGCAAUAGAGUUUAAACCUCACAUGUUAAGGACAGGUCAACUUCGACUUCCUACAUUAUUUGCGAGAGAUAAUGGGAUCAAUGAAGCAGGGGAGAUAACUAUAGUGAACAAAGACGGCGUAGAGUGGAAGUUGCAUCUAGUUAGCGUCAAGGGACGUGGACAGUUUUACAUUAGAGGUUUUAAAGAUUGCUCUAGAGCCAAUGGCAUAAAGAAAGUUGGUGACUCCUUCACACUGGACGUUGUUCGAGGAGGAACUAGUCCUAUUCUCAAGAUCUGCUCCAAGGAAGCAACAUUUGAUGGUAAGCAGACUACAAACAGGAGGCCGUCAAGGAUGAUUCAAGCACCAAGAGCUGAAGAAGAGAUGGAGACUAGGGUCCAGAAGAAAGCUCGAGUUUCCGCAGAAGGAGGAUCAUCUCGUCGUACCAGGGCAUCAAACAAAUUAAGUGUUGGUCCAGCAAACUUGCAGCACAAGAAACCACUUGAACCUUGCUCAAUCUCUGAUCAAGUGAGUAAGGUGAGACAGAGUAUUGUGCACACUUUAACAGAUGUAAGACAGUUUCGGUCGGAGCUCGAGAUAAAGGAACAAAAUCUAGAGACUUCGCUGCUGGAAAUUGAUGCUCUAGGUAUGAUCUGA